Molecule: messenger RNA, 1968 nt
Organism: Impatiens glandulifera
Lineage: Eukaryota; Viridiplantae; Streptophyta; Magnoliopsida; Ericales; Balsaminaceae
Product: NAC domain-containing protein 53-like
Exons: 6
Coding region: 61-1656 (531 amino acids)
Biological process (GO): regulation of DNA-templated transcription
Molecular function (GO): DNA binding
Source: RefSeq, a predicted model, not a curated record
GACCCAGAAAAAUCAGACAGACCUUCGAUCAAUCCUUGUCUGCAAAAGUUGGAAUCUUUCAUGGAUCAUGCAUCAACUUCUAAGAAUCCAGUUGCAGCUUCGCUUGCGCCUGGAUUUCGAUUCCACCCGACCGAUGAAGAACUUAUUUGGUACUAUCUGAAACGCAAAGUCUUCGGUAAGGCUUUUCGCGUCGACGCCAUCUCUGAAAUUGACGUCUACAAGUUCGAGCCAUGGGACUUACCAGGGAUGUCUAGGUUGAAGACAAGAGACAUGGAAUGGUACUUCUUUAGUUAUCUUGAUAAAAAGUAUGGGACUAGUUCGAGGACAAAUAGGGCUACUGAAAAAGGUUACUGGAAGACAACAGGUAAAGAUCGACCUGUCCUGCAUAGGUCAAAUACUGUUGGCAUGAAGAAAACUCUGGUUUACCACCUUGGACGGGCUCCACGUGGUGAGAGGACAAACUGGGUUAUGCAUGAGUACAAGCUUGUUGGUGAAGAGUUUGAGAAAAAUGGAAAAAAGGAUGCAUGUAUAUUGUGCAGAAUAUUUCAAAAGAGUGGUCCUGGGCCCAAAAAUGGGGAGCAGUAUGGUGCACCUCUCCUUGAGGAGGAAUGGGAGGAUGAUGACUUGGUUGUAGUUCCUGGAAUGGAUUUUGCAGAAGUUGUGGCUGUCAGUGAUAAUGCAUUUCCUGGUGAUGAAGCAUAUCUUGAUGAACAUGAUGUCGAACAGAUUCUUCUUCCCCAAGUUCCAUCAGUUAAUUCUUCUGCUCCCGAAGAAAACUUCAGCAAUACCAUAAUUGAACCUGAGCAGCCUCCCGUUGAGAAGCUAUCUGAUUUGUCUCAGCAGCUUGACACUCAAGAAAAUUCAGUCAAGCAUGAAUACAUGGGUGAAUCAAGCAAGAUUGCAAACAACAAUAAUUUACAAGGCGAUGGUUUCUUGGAUGCUUCUGAUAUUUUCCAGCCUGAUGAUGGAUCCUUCUUGGAAACUAAUGAUCUAUUGAACCAUUUUGAUGCGGAUCCAUCAGGGUUUGACAUGAUUGAAGAAUACCUUACUUACUUCAAUGCAGAUGAAGACUUCUUAUCCCCUAUGCUGGCAGAUGAUAAUCCCCUCUUUGGACAAUCAUCGUUUGUUCAGGAACCUGUAGAUGGGGAAUGGAAGGAACAAACUGAGGCAAGCCAAGUGUCAGUGAUAGAGCCUAAUAACCAACAUGUUGAUCCAUUCGCAGAGAAAUAUAACCCCAAAAUGCAGCUGGUUAAUGGAGUUAAAUAUCCAACAUUUAUGAAUGAAGCAAGUAAGAUGUUGGAGAGCUUCCCAGCACCACCUGCAUUUGCAGCAGAGUUCCCUACAAAGCUAAACUCUGCUGCUGCUUCCGCUUCUUCUUCUACAAGCUCUGUGGUUCGUGUAACUACUGGUAUAAUCCAAAUAAAUGCAAUGUCAAGUGAUGAUGGGUCUUACGAAAACUGGUCACUCGAAAAGCAGCAAACAACAAAUGUCAACAUUCUAAUAUCUUUCAAUUUGCCACAACCACUAAAUCAAGGAAAACAACAAUUGACCAUUUCAUCAUCGAAUGUGGGUGUGUUCUAUCUGAUGUUUGUUUGGCUAAUAAUCAUUAGUAUGAGCUUCAAGAUUGGGGCCUGCAUCUAUUCGGGUAAGGCUUAAUAAUAACUAUGUUUAGAGAACAUGGGUAUAAGAAACAAACAAACUAAAAAUUAACUUUGGUAUUGUUAUGUGCGACUGAAAUCAUGCAGUUGUGUUUCCGAUUGUAGUAGCUAGGGUUUGGCUAUAGUGUUCAUAUUGUUUUAUGAACUGUUGCUUUGGUCCACUAGCUCUACUCAUGAUCAUCAAUACUUUUAUUUUUAUUUUUAUUAUUUUACUAAGAAUGCAGAUUGGGACUGAUUAUUACAGUUUGUGCAUCAAUUGAACUCGAUUGUGCGUUUUUGUAGAAAAUAAUAAUAAUCCUAAAGGUGAAAU